Molecule: messenger RNA, 1809 nt
Organism: Penicillium alfredii
Lineage: Eukaryota; Fungi; Ascomycota; Eurotiomycetes; Eurotiales; Aspergillaceae
Gene: rlmA
Product: SRF-type transcription factor RlmA
Exons: 3
Coding region: 1-1809 (602 amino acids)
Biological process (GO): positive regulation of transcription by RNA polymerase II
Molecular function (GO): RNA polymerase II cis-regulatory region sequence-specific DNA binding; DNA-binding transcription factor activity, RNA polymerase II-specific; protein dimerization activity
Source: RefSeq, a predicted model, not a curated record
AUGGGUCGGAGAAAGAUUGAGAUCAAGGCCAUCAAGGAUGAUCGCAACCGUUCGGUUACCUUCUUGAAGAGAAAGGGCGGCCUUUUCAAAAAGGCUCAUGAGCUUGCUGUUCUUUGCUCCGUUGAUGUUGCCGUCAUUAUCUUCGGCCACAACAAGAAAUUAUACGAGUACUCCUCAAGUGACAUGCACGAGGCCCUGGGUCGCUAUCAAUAUUUUGGCCCUCCCCACGAGCACAAAGGACCGGAUGAUUUCUCAGGCAAGCGAGAUGAUGAUGAUGAGGAUGAUGAAGGCACCCCAGCCCCAGAAGAAAUCCAGGCUCAUCAGAGCCACCCCUCUAUGCCCCCUCACCUGCAACAUCAGCCUGGCUUCCAGCACAUCAAUCACGCUCCUUCGGCGUCUCCCCCGAUUCCCAAUGGCCUGCCUAUAACGCGACACGGCACGCCGCAAUUGCAAAAUGCGUCUCGUCCCUCUUCCCGGAACCACAUUCGUCGUGUGAGCUCGAACCUGGGCCCGCAGCAGCAUGGUACACCACCACCUCCGCCGCCCCCGCAAAAUGGCUUCGCCUAUAUGCCCAACCCAUCCAUGUACAACCCGAACGUCCAUUCGGCAAUGGGCCAGCCGCCUCGGCCAGGGCAAUUCUCGCACUACGGUCAUCCACCUGCUCCACAGGGCACUCCACCCCAGCCAAUGCAUCAUAGCCUGCCGCCUCAGCCGAUCCCGCCUCAGCACCAGGGUCCAUCGCAUUUGCCGUCACAGCCGCCCAUCGGGAUGCCACCGGGCUCACAUGCGCCAGUGCCGCAGGUCACGCAGGCUUAUAUGCCUGAGCCAAGCCGGAGCUCGAUUCCUCCGGGCUUUGCCGCGGAUGCCCAGCAGGAGCGCACAGUGUCCAUUUCAGAAAGCUCGCAGGAUAAUCCUGGGCAGACACUGAAACCAAGCAAUCAGUCGCCGCCGCAGCCCAAGUCCCUAUCCUCAAAAUCUCGUAGUAUCUUCACGCCAAUCGACGACCGGGGGUCUGUACUUGCCCGCCACUUCGGAGCAGGCCCGGUGUAUGAAUCCCCGCGCGGCGAUCCCGCUCUCAAGCCCGAAGCACCACAAGAGGAUUCACCCGAUUCCCGGAUAGCGCCAAUCCGAGCUGCCACGGAGGUUCCGCGUACACACUCGAUCUCAUCUGCAUCGGACAUCAAACCCCCCUCCCGGACCAAUAGCGGCCCCUUGGGGUCUAAGCGGCCGCAACUGAAGGUCCAAAUUCCGAGCGAAAGCUCUGACCGUGGCAGUGCAACAGCCGAGUCAUCGUCGCGCGAUUCCGCCGGCAACAAGACGGCUACUCCCGCAAAAGGGAGUGCGGACAAUCCUCCAUCGGGUGUCGUUCUUCCCCCUCCGUCGCCCUCUGCUGGGGCAAUUCCAAGUGCGGGGGCUUCGGGUCCCCCAAAUCCAUUCGCACGCCCACCCCCUCCGGCAACUGCCGCACAGAACAACGCCUAUGGUGGGAACAGUGGUACCAACAACACCAGUAGCAGCAAUGUCGCUACUUCCAACGCCACCACCAACAACAUUGAAACCCCUAUAUCUGCUCUGCCGAGUCGUUUCGUGUCUGACGCGCUGCUCCCAUCUCCAUCCAGCUUCUUUCCAGAAUGGGGCUUCGGCCGUUCUGGUCCCGAUUCAGCCAUGUUGCCCAGUCCCUUGACAUUCCCGACUCCGGCGGUGCAAAGUGGACCUAGCUUCUCUCGCGAUGACGAGCAGGAAAAGAAACGCAAGAGUCCGGACAGUGGUCCACAUGCCGAGGGUGCAAGUAAAAAGCCAAAAACAUGA